UCGCGGCCUAAACGCUUCUCUAACGCAACGCGAAUUGGGUUUGCAAAAGUCGACGCGAAGAAACUAAAAUAGAAAUGUCUUCAGCAAAAGCUAAGCCCGCUAAGACCCCCGCCUCCCAUCCAAAAUACAUCGACAUGAUAGUGAAUGCAAUCAAAGCACUUGCUGACAAAAGCGGCUCGUCUCGACAGGCCAUCAAUAAGUACAUUGUGAAGGAGUACAACCUGACCGAGAACAAUCACCACAACGCAAUGCUGAAACAAGCCCUCAAGCGGGGUUCCGGUGCAAACGGUCCACUGGCUCACAACAAGGGCAAGGGGGCGGCUGGAUCUUUCAAGAUUAAACCUGCUCCGGUAAAGCCUGCAAAACCGGCCGCGAAGAAGGCACCAGCGAAGAAAAAGGCGCCGGUGAAGAAAAGUGCUGCCAAGAAAGGGCCCUCGAAGAAAAAGGUUUCAACUAAGCCUGCCAAAUCGGCCGUGCCUGCUACUUUGCCAGCGGAAACGCCGCCAGUGGCACCGGCACCAGCGCCUGAAAAGCCCGCCAAAACAGCCAAGCCUUCAAAACCCGCCAAAACUGCCAAGCCAAAGGUAACUAAGGAGAAGAGCUCGAAAAAAUCAAAGGCUGCCUCGCCGAAAAAGCCCAAGGUCGUGAAAGCCAAGAAGUCACCUAAAAAGGCAAAGAAAGGAGCUGCUUCCAAGAAGUAAACUCCGUCAAAUCAAACUGUUACAUGCUCACUCAAGAAACGAUUUUGUUGUGAGUAGGUUUUCGUUGUAGUUAUCCUUUAUAACAAGCAGGACAGUCAUGUAUAUAUAUAUUUUGUAAUAUAAAUAGUCAAGUGUUUAAAAUACUUGCAGUGAUUUUGACAUUCACAUGGCCAAGAUUACGCAAUGUGAUUUUUAGUCAAUCCUAGACCGAUUUUUAAUUUUAGGAGUGAUUGUGAAACAAAACUGAUAAGGCAUAAGGCUGGUUACUAGCACUGUAGCGUUUGGUCUAACCGCAGGCUACGUGAGAUGAAGCUCAUCAGUGCUGUAUAAGAUAGCAGCCUCGACUUACAUGUAACAUCACCCUCAUCUCAACCCGAAUUUAGCUACAAAAUAAACCAGGUCUGACCAAGCGUUUGUUAAUUAAUCAGCCCUUUAUGUUAGGUCAAGAUAGACUGAGUACAGAGCAAUGUUACUAUUUCAUGUCAGUUUUUUUUCUCGUGUCAAAAUCACCACAAAGUGGCUGAUUCACAUUGAACAAAGCAAGAGUACUUUGAAGUUGUCUAUAAAGCCAUUUUUUAUCGAUGAUGGAACAUGUAAGGCAACAAAGACCAAAAUGUAAUAAAGUUUACAGUCUGACUGGA
Orbicella faveolata is the source of this 1342-nucleotide messenger RNA. RefSeq lists its product as uncharacterized. Gene Ontology annotation, biological process: negative regulation of DNA recombination; chromosome condensation; nucleosome assembly. The record is from RefSeq and is a predicted model, not a curated record. Lineage: Eukaryota; Metazoa; Cnidaria; Anthozoa; Scleractinia; Merulinidae. Gene Ontology annotation, cellular component: nucleosome; nucleus. Gene Ontology annotation, molecular function: structural constituent of chromatin; nucleosomal DNA binding; double-stranded DNA binding.